Gryllus bimaculatus (two-spotted cricket) is the source of this 578-nucleotide messenger RNA. The record is from the annotation of a GenBank genome assembly. Lineage: Eukaryota; Metazoa; Arthropoda; Insecta; Orthoptera; Gryllidae.
CUUCCACGCGAACCCACACGCUCGCUCGGCUAACAUCGCGUUGCAUACUGUCUUGCCGGAUCCUCAGGAAGGUCGCUGCUCCUUGACAGCGCAUGCGCCGGCUGAACCGGUCACGUGGUUUCUUAGGAAGCGGCAGCGGAACUUGCGAAGGAAAACUCAGACGUCUCCUACCCGACCUCAACACCCCGACGCGGCGGCUGAUGACGUGUAGCGCGCGGCAGGCGCAGUGCCUGACGCAGGGCCACCUGCCCUACUACGACGGGCGCUGCUUCGACCCGCUGGAGCGCGGGCCGUGCCCGGCGGGCGAGUGGUUCACGCUGGAGCUGGCCGGGGCCGGGGCGGGGGCGCUGGAGGGGCGGUGCGUGCCGCGGCCGUGCCCCGAGGGGCUGCUGCCGGCCGACGGAGGCCUGUGCCUCCGCGAGGAGGAGGCGCGCGAGCGCGUGUGCGGCGGCGGGCCCGUGCACUUGGACCCUGCGGGACGCCCGCGCUGCGGCGCGCGCCGCGGCUGGCCGCCCUUCCUCAGCGCCUACGUCACGUGCGUGCAGCACGACGCGCGGCGCGACGGCUCCAACGAGUGA